Gastrolobium bilobum is the source of this 890-nucleotide messenger RNA. Its product is annotated as temperature-induced lipocalin-1-like. NCBI's taxonomy places the organism in Eukaryota, Viridiplantae, Streptophyta, Magnoliopsida, Fabales, Fabaceae. Bases 45 to 599 code for a protein of 184 amino acids. The record is from RefSeq and is a predicted model, not a curated record. The transcript is spliced from 2 exons.
ACAACACCAAGAAAGUGACGCAACUCAAUAGAAUCAAAGCACCAAUGGCUCAGAAAGAUAUGCAAGUUGUGAAGGGUUUGGACAUGCAGAGAUACAUGGGGCGCUGGUAUGAGAUAGCCUCUUUCCCAUCAAGGGAUCAACCUAAGAAUGGUGUGAACACCAGAGCCACAUACACUCUUAACGAUGAUGGGACUGUGCAUGUGCUUAACGAGACUUGGAGUGGUGGUAAAAGAAGUUACAUAGAAGGAACUGCUUAUAAGGUUGUCCCUAAUACUGAUGAAGCCAAGCUCAAGGUCAAGUUCUAUGUUCCUCCAUUCUUGCCCCUCGUCCCUGUUGUUGGGGAUUAUUGGGUUUUGUACAUUGAUGAUGAUUACCACUAUGCUUUGAUUGGCCAGCCAAGCAAGAAAUAUCUUUGGAUAUUAUGCAGGAAGACCAAUAUAGAUGAUGAAAUCUACAACGAGCUUGUUCACAAAGCCAAGGAUGAGGGAUAUGAGGUGAGCAAACUCCACAAGACCCCACAGAGCGAUCCUCCACCAGAAGAAGAAGGUCCCCAAGACACUAAAGGCAUUUGGUGGUUCAAAUCCAUUCUUGGGAAAUAGAUCUCGAAGAUACAUAAUUUGUUAGGUUGAUAAAUUAUUUCAUUUCAUAUUAUAUUAGUUUGGAUCACUCUAAGCAUAUAUUGGCUUGUUCCGUAUUAUGUACUUCUGUAUGUCCGGUGCUUGAAGUAGUAGCGGAUCUAUUUGGUUUUUUACGUGUGCAACUGCACACAUAACUUUGGUCAUAUAUUUUUUUUAGUAAAGAAGAAAUAUAUUUUUUAAUUAAUUAUGAGUGUCACUCAAUAAACAAUUUUAGUGGUUGUAUUACCAAGAAUAAAGCACAGAUAUUAAGAA